AUGCACUCUAACAUCCUUUUAUCUAUUCCCGCGUGGCAGGAGCAGAUCAUUAGCCACAUAGUCCCGGAACAGAUUCGAGUGGUGCUUUUCCAUGGCCAUACGAGAGACAGAUUGGCCAAGUCUCUGAUGGAGCACGAUGUUGUUCUCACCACUUACGGAACACUACAGUCUGAAUGGAGGUCAAAGAAAGGAGAUUCUCCUCUAUUCACACAGACAUGGGCACGAGUCGUUCUCGACGAAGCCCAUCAUAUUCGUGAGCGGUCCACAAAAACGUUCAGGGCCGUCACUGCCUUACGAACCAGUCGAAGAUGGUGCCUUACUGGCACGCCCAUACAAAACCGUCUCGACGACUACGGGGCUUUACUAAGUUUCAUCGGAAUCCCACCAUUCAUCAGUAAAUCAGUAUUUGACUUUUGGAUAAUGAAGCCGGUCGCCCAGGGCACUGCUGAGGGACUCAGAAGGCUGAAACUACUUGUUAGUUCCACUUGUCUCCGCAGGACCAAAGACAGUGUGAGUGAAACCCUGAAUCUUCCUGAUCGCAAGGUACACGAGUGUGUCAUACAGCUGGAUCCCGACGACAGAGAGCUGUAUGAUUUCUUCGGGAGACACGCUUCCCACUUGAUUGCCAACAGAGGGCUUGGCGACUCAAAUGCUGCUCAAAGAACGGGGAGUAUCCUUCCGAUCAUCAACACCCUAAGACUCAUCUGCAAUCAUGGAGAGAGGCUUCUUCCGAAUUUUGCGGUUGAGGCCUGGAGCCAUCGGCACAACCCAGCCUCGCAUUCGAAUUUUCCUACAAGCAAGUUUGGGCUUUGCCUUUCUUGCGGGAUGGAAGCAUCAACUAACGAGAUGCAAUCGGAAUUCGCGUGUUCUCAUUUCCUUUGCUCCAAAUGCGCAGACUCAGACGAAACCUAUCAACUGUCACUCGAUAGCGUUCUCUGUCCAAGCUGUACCAAGAAUGGGGAUUCAGUAGGUACUGACGCAGCCACUGAAGAGCGGAAUUACCGACCGUCUGCCAAGAUAAGAGAAGUCAUACAAAGUCUUCGUGCUGAGCAACAGGACAACCUGCCCACCUUUGGUGAUAAACCUAUUAAGAGCGUUGUGUUCACGUUUUGGAGGAAAAUGCUAAACCUGCUUGAAAUUGCCCUACGGGGCGAGGGCUUCAAGUUUGCGAGAAUAGACGGACAAAAGUCUUUGCCAGAAAGGACUUUGGCAUUACAAUCAUUUCGCGAUGACGACAGGUGCACGGUGAUGAUUGCCACGAUAGGAAGUAUCGGCGAGGGGGUCGACCUGACCGCCGCCAACUUCGUACAUCUGGUUGAGCCGCAUUGGAACCCAAUGCUUGAGGAGCAAGCACUAGACCGAGUGCAUAGAAUGGGUCAAAAAAGAGACGUCGUUGCGACCCGUUACAUUACGAAUGACUCGAUAGAGAUGAUGGUUAAAGAUGUCAAGGAGAGAAAGUUAGAUAUCAUCAAUAGCUCCUUGGGUCACAUAACCGUUCUAGGUGAUAACAAGAAUUAG
Messenger RNA from Fusarium mangiferae, 1518 nucleotides. RefSeq lists its product as uncharacterized. Lineage: Eukaryota; Fungi; Ascomycota; Sordariomycetes; Hypocreales; Nectriaceae. The record is from RefSeq and is a predicted model, not a curated record. The coding region runs from base 1 to 1518 and encodes 505 amino acids. The transcript has 6 exons. Gene Ontology annotation, molecular function: ATP-dependent chromatin remodeler activity; ATP binding.